This is a messenger RNA of Triplophysa dalaica, 4756 nucleotides long. RefSeq names its product FERM domain containing 5b (gene frmd5b). Bases 1 to 1713 code for a protein of 570 amino acids. NCBI's taxonomy places the organism in Eukaryota, Metazoa, Chordata, Actinopteri, Cypriniformes, Nemacheilidae. The transcript is spliced from 14 exons. The record is from RefSeq and is a predicted model, not a curated record. Gene Ontology annotation, cellular component: cytoskeleton.
AUGUUGAGCCGACUCAUGAGUGGCAGCGAUCGGAGCCUUGACAGGGAAUUCAACUGCACAGUGCGACUUUUGGACGACUCGGAAUACACUUGCACGGUUCAGAGGGAUGCAAAGGGUCAGUGGCUGUUCGAGCAGGUUUGUCAUCAUCUAAACCUGCUGGAAAAGGAUUACUUUGGUAUAAGAUAUGUGGAUCCAGAAAAGCAAAGGCAUUGGCUGGAGUGUAGCAAACCUAUUACCAAACAAAUGAAAUCUCAGCCACCAUACACCAUGUGUCUGCGUGUUAAGUUCUAUCCUCCAGACCCUGCGGCUCUUAAGGAAGAAAUCACUAGAUACCUGGUCUUCCUACAAAUGAAAAGAGAUCUGUAUCAUGGCCGACUCCUGUGCAAGAGUUCAGAUGCUGCCACAUUGGCCGCAUAUAUUCUACAGGCUGAGAUUGGAGACUAUGAUCCAGGAAAGCACCCAGAAGGAUAUAGCUCUAAAUUUCAGUUUUUUCCCAAGCAUUCUGAGCGCCUGGAGCGCCGCAUUGCCGAAAUCCACAAAACUGAACUGAUAGGGCAGAGCCCUGAGACGUCUGAGUUGAAUUUCUUAAACAAAGCUCAGACUUUAGAAACAUAUGGUGUAGAUCCACACCCCUGCAAGGAUGUGUCUGGAAAUGCAGCAUUUUUGGCCUUUACCCCGUUUGGCUUCGUGGUACUGCAGGGAAACAGGAGGAUUCAUUUCCUCAAAUGGAACGAGGUGACCAAACUCAAGUUUGAAGGAAAGACGUUUCAUAUAUAUGCAACUCACCAAGAGGAUCAUAAGAUCAUCUUGACUUACUUUGCUCCAACACCCGAGGCCUGCAAGCAUCUCUGGAAGUGUGGAGUAGAACACCAGGCUUUUUACCAGUUUGAGAAAUCAAGUCAAGUUCGCACUGUGUCUAGUAGUAAUCUCUUCUUCAAAGGUAGCCGUUUUAGAUAUAGUGGUAGAGUGGCAAAGGAGGUGAUGGAGCAGAGCGCAAAAAUCAGGCGAGAGCCCCCAGAGAUCCACAGGGCUGGGAUGGUCCCUAGUAGGAGUUGUCCCUCUAUUACACAUGGUCCACGACAGAGUAGCGUUCCUCAGGCACGCAGGAGAGCAGUCCAUAUUUCCAUCAUGGAAGGUUUGGAGUCCCUGCGUGACAGUGGCCAUUCCACACCGUUGCGAUCAGUCUCCAAUAGCAACUCAUUUCUACAAUCCCAUGGCAGUGGAGCAGAAGGAGGGACAGCAGAAUUCUCAGAUGACUCUUACAGUCCCUCUGACAGCAUGCUUCCCACACCAGUAUCCAGUGACCACUCAGACCAGGCUCAGGUUCGGCACACCAAUGGCCCCCGCAGCAUCCAAGAAGAACGAAGAACAGAACUGACAGCUUCAGGUCAGGCAAGGCCGCUUGGCGUUAAAGCCAAAGGGAAAGGUUCUCGUCCCGGGAAGACUCAGUCAACCCAACGCAGCCCGGAGGAAGAGCGAGUGAACAAGUUAAUCUUUAGUUUGGCGCGUCUUUUCUUAGUGACUCUGGCUCUGCUGUUUGCCCUCCUUCUGCUUCUUAUCGUGCUUACAGAGUCUGAGCUGGACUUGGCCUUUCUUAGGGACAUCCGGAGGACACCCGAAUUCCAGCAGUUUCACUAUGAAUUCUUCUGCCCUCUUAGGCGCUGGCUGGGCUGCAAGUUGCGCUGGAUGGGUGGGCAUCUUAUUAAUAAAUGACUUGUUUCCACAGCUUUUAGUGCAGAACAACUCCUCUAUCUUCUGAGAUGCUUCAUGGAGUCAAUUGGGUCUCAAGGAACAAGCAGUGUGAGAGUGGGAAAUGCUAAGCAUUUAUGUCAUGGUAAUUGUUAUUAUAUUCAUAGCCAAAAACGUGGGCACUCUGAUAUAACGCCAAGACAAGACAAUUGUGUAUGUUUCAACUCUAGUUAUUGUGAAAUUGUUAUCCGCGGCACGAUUUUUGUUGUUGGGUCAAAAUAUGCUAUGUGUAGCUCUAUAAAUGCUGCUGUCACUCAUUCAUCCUUUAUCUAUUUUUUUAAUUAUAUACACUCAAAGGUUGGUCCCUUAGACUGUGAUGACUGAGACCUAACACUGCAAACAAAGACAUGAAGAUGCCUUUAUUGAAUAGACUUCCCGGACAUGAAGUUGGAGAAUUCCGAUGGGUUUUGGAUGGCGUACCUUGUACGGUUAAAUGUUGGUAGUGUGGAUUUGAUCCUACUACGAUGUAAGCUUAAAUGUUGGUAAAUAUAGUAUAGAUCAAAGUCAUUGAUGGGGUUCAUGCAUGUAGAAAAGGCUGAAACACUGAGGUACAGUAUAUGGGUCACCCGCUUUUGCCUUGACUUCAACCCAACUUCAAAAAAUAUACAUACACAAUAUAUGUUUCUCUCAUACAUAUAACAAUUUAUACCCAGUGGGAAUGAUGUCCUUGAGGUUAAAGUGUGAGAAAGGAGAGGAAAGUGUACUGGAUAGACAAUGAAAGUGAAAUGUUUGGAAAGUCUGAAAAUGCUUGAAAGUAUAUCUAAUCAUCCAUAAUAUUUUUUUAUUAUGCUUUUAUCAUUUUGUAAACCUAAUCUUUUCACCAACAAAAUUCAAACAAAUUGAUACAAAACUCAAAGCAAUUCUCUUUUUAAGGUAAUGGUGACAUUUUUGGUCAGAAAGUAUUUUUUAAAGGGCCGCUAAUCCAGGGGUUUUCUGCAAUGUAAAAAUAGUCAGUGGUAUCCCCAGAAUGAAUCUGUAAAGUUUCAGCUCAAAAUACACCACAUAUCUUUCAUUACAAUAUGUUGAACAUGGCCAUUUGUGGCUGCAUUCGAAAACACGCAGACUGUGUGUGUGUCUCUUUAAAUGCAAAUGAGGUUCUGCUCCCCUCCCCGUAUGCAAAUAUGAGGUAGAGCGCUUAGGGGCUGUAUCCACCGAGGCCCAUUUACGCGGCUGAAAACGGCAGGAACUCAGCUGAAAAGCCCGCAAGUUGAACAUUUUUCAACUCUGGGCGCUCGUUCGAACGCCGGCGCUGAUCGUUGGAAAAACGCAUAGCACCAGCGCUGAGCACGGAUGCAAUCAAUACAAGCAAUAUGGCGGAAAGAGUAAUUACGUCUGUUAAGCAUUGCCCAACCAAAACCACACACUAACUGCAAUAAAAAUCACCUUAAUGCCUUGUUCAUAAAUACGAAUUAAAUGGAAAAGACAAAAACAUAGAUAGAACAACAUAUACUGACCAUUUUCUGUAUGAAAUGUUGGUCAUUGUUUAUUAAUCAUGUGCAUGCUUAUUAUUAUUAUUAUUAUUUAGGCAUAAACAUGCAUUCAGAGUACUUGUAUAUGACAGACAGGUAUGUUAAGAUCAGUAACCAGGUGUUAUUACAAUGUGAGUAGCAAUUUCUGCGUAACCUCAUUGUCUUACAAAUGCGAACUCUGUUUCUAUCUAUUCUAUAGUGUUGUCGCACCUAGGACAUACGAGAAAACUUUGAAAUCACAGAGAAAGAUACUACUAAAAUUUUCUUUGGUUUUAAUGAAUUACAGAAAUUAUGUCGGUCACAAGUUUUCUGAAUCGAUGGGUGCUAUGCGUUUUACACCUAACAUUACGACACAACACAUGUCUUUGGACCAUGUCUCAGGUUUAGCCGUGAAUAUGUCGACUUUCGAUCGUUAUAUAUCCGGACGAACCCGGCCUCAUCGGAAAGGUUUUCUUCCUGGCCUACUUUUAUGUUCCAUUUUACAUCCAACAACACCACACAUUUGUUGUUUCUUAGACAUUUUUGUCGCUGGCUAGUGGCUACAUCUGCUCUUGCCUUGAAAUGGCUGACAGCGGGUCUCUGGUGGAAGUUCGACCUAAGCGCUCAUAAGGCGGAGUCUGCGAGCGGUCAUGGGCAAGUGUAAACAAUGUGACAUCAGAUUGUUAGGGCAUCGCCAACAGCCUGUUUUAUGUCACAGUUGUGGUUUAAAGGAGAUUACAAAAAAAAGAAUAGAUGGAUUUUUAUAAUUACAGGAUGUUUCUGCACACACGGUGGCGACUCAAUUUCUGGUAGAUAAACAUUUAAAAGUGCAUUUUUUGAUUGCGGCCCUUUAAACUAAAUUCAUCUGUGAAAUAACUAAACACAACAAUGUAUAUGCACUUGUUUGAUACAUUAAUAGUAGGAAAGUUAAUGUCAAGAAAAUAAACCUGCAAGGUUCAGGCCAUAUCUGGGUGUUAAGAAACCGAAAAUGAAACUUUAUGUACUGUUGUUUGUAGCAUGUAAUUCAUGAAGUAGUCAAGUAUAUAGUAUGUAACAAUACCAAUGAUCGGACAUGAAAACCCCUGGAAUGAAACCCUGAUGUGUGUUGUUGUGUCAUAAAUGAUUAUAAGAAUGAAAAUUAAGCUUACCCAUCACAUUGUUGAGCCAACUGAAAAGUAAUUCUCUAACAAAAGGUUUUGAACUGAAUUAUAAGUAAUCUGUUGUUGAAUGUACAAAUAUUUACAAAUACUGUGUUUCACUUAUUCUUGCUAAUUGUGACUGAAACUGGUUCAGCUAUUUCAGAUGGUAACUUUCAUUUAAAGCAAUAGUGAAUUGAAAUGAAUAACUAUGGAAGACAAUCAGAAGUGGUUAUUAAUCUAUCAUAUCGUUAAACAAUGAUCACGCAGUAAUCUUCUCUAAUCUUCCUCCUCACCGUAAAGCAUCAGAUUGUUACUUUUCUGUAAACUUUAUUAUUCAUAAUUAAUUUCGUUCCCUGGUUUGUACCAAGAUGACAUUAUGACAAGAUUUUUUUUUCUAGAAAAAUAAACCUUCAUAUUCUU